AUGCAGAAGACUUCUGUGUACUCUGCCAUUUUGGGUAAGCCAGUGAAGACAGUGCAGCGUCGGAAGCAACAGUUCAUGUUCUUGGACGAUGAGCAUUUGCUUGGUGUUGAUGACAGCGUGGCUUUAUCUCUUGCAGCGCCUAGAAAGCGAGCUCGCAGAUCACGGACUGCCGCUCCUUCCCUUGCCCUGGAAGAUGAUGCAGAUAAUGCUGGUGGGGUCAUGGCUGAGGCGAUGCCUGAUGCAGCUGAAGCCAGCGAUGAUGAUCAUGAUGACAAUGCUCUGCCUCUUGACGAUCCAUCAGUUGGCGGCUGCGGCUCCGGCUGCUGUUGGCUCCGAUCCUUCAUCAAGCUCAUCAGACUCAUCAUCGUCAUCCUCAUCCUCUGGCUCAGACUCAGACUCACGUUCGUCAUCUUCCUCGAGCUCCAGUUCAUCCUCAGAUGGUGA
This is a messenger RNA of Symbiodinium sp. CCMP2592, 444 nucleotides long. NCBI's taxonomy places the organism in Eukaryota, Dinophyceae, Suessiales, Symbiodiniaceae. The record is from the annotation of a GenBank genome assembly.